AUAGGACAUUUAUUGACAAGUCAUUGAGAUGUUUAAUUGAAGUGCGUGACAAGUUUAAUUGCAAUAUAUGUGUAUGACGUGGAUGAAUUUUAAAAUUACUUUUUAUUUUCAAUCACUGAUUUAGACAGCUAUCCACCUGACCAAUGCUUAAAUUCAGACAAUCAUGGCAGAAAACUUUUAUACACAUGUCAACUUCACUGGGGAGUCAAGUUGUGUAAAGUUUGUCCCAAAUCGAUUUAGAGCAAAUAUGUGUGUCACCUGUUCAAAGGAAAUUUCCAAGCACAACAGAAGUUCCAUUCAGAGUAAAGAGGUUUUGAUGAGGGCACUGGAGUACACCCAAUCUAUGGAUAAGUUAGGCAGUGUUAUAAUUCCAACUGAUGACACCACUGAAAGAGGCGGUUUGUAUCUUGGUGGUUACCGAGCCUCAAUUAACCAAGAGUUUCUGCAAAAUCAGCAUAUCACACAUAUUCUUAAUGUUGCCGCAGGAUUGGUGAACUUCUUUGGACCAAAGUAUGAAAAAUCUGUUAAAAAAAUUGUGAAGGAGCUGCAUAUUGAUUAUCUGACAUUAUCCUGGGACGAUGAUGCAGAGUUUGAAAUCCCUAUUGAUGACGUCAUACACGGAAUGACUUUCAUUCACAAUGCACGAACGAAUGGCAAUGUUUUCGUUCAUUGUGCUCAGGGCAAAUCUCGGUCAUCAACUAUCGUCGUGGCUUACGUUAUGGCGUUUAUGAAUCUCUCUUUGGAGAAAGCACUAGAGUUUGUACAGGAAGGAAGAAAAAUGGCACAACCGAAUCCUGGUUUUAUGAAACUUCUCGCUGGUCUUAACAACGACGAGAAAUUUAUCAGCUUUAGUCAAAAUUUAGCUGACAAACACAAUUGAAAAUUGAUUGAUAUGAGUGUGAAAGCUGAAGUUAGUAAAAGUUAGAAAUGAAUUUUGACUGUAUAUUUAGAGGACAUACUUGACAUAUG
Molecule: messenger RNA, 969 nt
Organism: Dendronephthya gigantea
Lineage: Eukaryota; Metazoa; Cnidaria; Anthozoa; Malacalcyonacea; Nephtheidae
Product: dual specificity protein phosphatase 1B-like
Exons: 4
Coding region: 164-880 (238 amino acids)
Biological process (GO): negative regulation of MAPK cascade; protein dephosphorylation
Cellular component (GO): cytoplasm
Molecular function (GO): protein tyrosine/threonine phosphatase activity; MAP kinase tyrosine/serine/threonine phosphatase activity
Source: RefSeq, a predicted model, not a curated record